Scheffersomyces coipomensis is the source of this 498-nucleotide messenger RNA. RefSeq lists its product as uncharacterized. The transcript has a single exon. Bases 107 to 448 code for a protein of 113 amino acids. Lineage: Eukaryota; Fungi; Ascomycota; Pichiomycetes; Serinales; Debaryomycetaceae. The record is from RefSeq and is a predicted model, not a curated record.
GAUCGAUCUUCUCUUUUCCAAUGCUGUGUUGUGGUGUAUCACAAAAAAUUAAAAUCAACCAUCAUCGAUCCAUCCAUCUGUAUAACUAACACAUCAAUCACCGAUAAUGAAUACCCAACGAUUGAUCAGAAGUUCAAAGUCAAUAUUGACAAAGAGAUCAUAUUCCACUGUCAACUUCUCUCAUAUAAAUGAAGCUCCAAAAGCUCCUAAACCACAAAUACGACAAUUUUCAAAUCCAUUAUUACAUACGUUCCUUUUUGCUUCAUCCACAUAUAUACUAUUGAAUUCGAUAUGGUUAAGUCUUGAACAUGAGAAUAAAGAGAAAGAGUUGCUUGCUAAAUCAAAGUUAUUGGAAGAUACCAUUCAAGAAUUGUUAGAUCAAAAGAAAGUAGAAUUGGAACAUAGUGAAAGUCUGAGAAAAUGGUAUAAAUUAUGGUUAUGGAAGUAAAGUGAUGAUAAUGCUCUACAGUUAGUGUGAUUCUUUAUGUAUGUACGAUA